Molecule: messenger RNA, 1048 nt
Organism: Bactrocera dorsalis (oriental fruit fly)
Lineage: Eukaryota; Metazoa; Arthropoda; Insecta; Diptera; Tephritidae
Exons: 3
Coding region: 74-949 (291 amino acids)
Source: RefSeq, a predicted model, not a curated record
AUGUCAAUCGGCGAUAUGGCAACAAUUACACAAUUGAGUUCUAAGAGUGAAGUUUCCGUGAAGCAGUAGUACAAUGAAAGUUUUCGUCUGCAUUUUAGCUUCCUUAGCGGCAGUCAGCGCAGGAGGUGGUUAUCUGCCACGAGGCGGCGGCGGUGGUGGCUUUGGCGGUGGUUAUGGCGGCCAGGGUGGCUUUGCAAGCUCUUCCAGUUCCGCCAGCUCGAGUGCGUCUGCACACUCCUCAGGUGGUGGUUUUGGUGGCGGAGCCGGUGCCGGGCGCUAUGCCGGCGGCUUUGGUAAAGGUGGUGGAGGCGGCGGUCGUGGCUGGAAAAGUGCUGGUGGUGCCUUAGGCGGUGCUGGCGGUUAUGGUGGCGGUGCACUCUUGGGUGGAGCUGGUGGUUAUAGCGGCGGCUCAUCCUUGGGUGGAGCAGGCGGUUAUGGUGGCGGCAGUGGUUUCGGCGGUGGACAUGGUGGCGGUAGAAAGAGCGGUUUAUAUGGCGGCGGCACUUCCAGUGUUUCCUUCCAUACCGGAAAUUCUUUGGGCAGCGGUGGUGCAGGUUCUUAUGGCGGCGGCGUUGGCCAUGGCAGCGGUUUAGGAGGUGGAGCUUAUGGACCUAGUCUUGGUGGUGCUGGACUCGGUGGUGGUUAUGCCAGCGGUGGCUCUACAUAUGGUGCCAGUAGCAGCGCUGCUGGUAAAGGUUCUCACGCUGAUUGGGGUAUACCAGCUAACUUUGACUACUCCGUUAAUCAUGGCUCGUCCGGUGCUGGUUUAGGUGGAUAUGGUGGUGGUGCUGGAUUGGGCGGUGCUGGAUUAGGCGGUUAUGGUGGCGGUGCUGGAUUGGGUGGUUAUGGUGGCGCUGGUGGUAAAUCCGGUUACGGCUACUCUGCUGGUAGUAGUGCUUCAGCUAGCUCAUCCAGUUCAGCCGGUUCAUCUGGUUGGUGGAAGAAUUAGUGCGAUUCUAUGACCGUCAUAUAUCAUAAAAGCUUUUAGUAAAUACUCUAUGUGUUAUUCAGAUGACAAAGAAAUAAAUAAUUGCAAUGAAGUUUUGUU